Molecule: messenger RNA, 1008 nt
Organism: Rhincodon typus (whale shark)
Lineage: Eukaryota; Metazoa; Chordata; Chondrichthyes; Orectolobiformes; Rhincodontidae
Gene: neurod6a
Product: neuronal differentiation 6a
Exons: 1
Coding region: 1-1008 (335 amino acids)
Biological process (GO): nervous system development; regulation of DNA-templated transcription
Molecular function (GO): protein dimerization activity
Source: RefSeq, a predicted model, not a curated record
AUGUUGACUUUACCAAUUGAUGAAGUUGUCAUGAUGCCCGGAACAAACUUUGAUGAUGUUAGCGAAUCCGAGGAUAAAGAGUCACAAACUUGUGCGGAGCAUGAGCAAUGUUCAAUUGAUCUCAACAACAUCACCCCGUCGGUAGAGUCAGAGAGAGACGAGAAUGGCAAGGAAGGCGAAGAGGAUGAAGAACACCCCAAAAGGAGAGGACCCAGGAAAAAGGUGAUGACGAAAGAAAGGAUUGAGCGAGUCAAACUGAGGAGGACUGAGGCCAAUGCCAGGGAGAGAAAGCGGAUGCACGGUCUCAACAACGCGCUGGAUAACCUUCGCAAAGUUGUCCCAUGUUAUUCCAAAACACAGAAACUGUCCAAGAUAGAAACACUGCGCCUCGCUAAGAACUACAUCUGGGCUCUGUCGGAGAUCCUGCGCAUUGGUAAGAGACCUGACCUGCUGACGUUUGUCCAAAACCUGUGUAAAGACUUGUCCCAGCCCACCACCAACCUGGUAGCUGGAUGCCUGCAACUCAACACGAGAAACUUACUGAUGGAUCAGAACGGAGAUGGAGCACAUAUCGCCAGGUCACAGUUUUCCUCCACCCUCUACACCUAUCAAACCCCUGAUCUCGGCAGCCCCUCAGUACAGAGCCCAAUGGACGGCUCCUCGAAGUCCAUCAAACCUUACAGCUACUGUGGUGCUUAUGAGUCCUUCUACCAGAACGCUUCUCCCGAGUGUGUGAGCCCGCAGUUUGACGGUCCCCUCAGUCCUCCAAUUAACUUUAAUGGGAUUUUCUCCCUGAAGCAAGAAGAUCCAUCUGACUAUGUGAAAAAUUAUCACUAUGGCAUGCAUUAUUCUGCUGUGCCAGCCAGCCGUCCCCUUGGACAGAGCUACAUGUUCAGCCCAGCCAUGCGAUGUGUGGUGCCCACAGACAGUACAUUUCCUUACGAUUUCCAUCUGCGCAACGAGACACUUUCAAUGCAGGACGAAUUAAAUGCGGUUUUUCAUAAUUAA